AUGGACGGCUUCAGUCAGGCCGACCUCAUUCCCGAGCAUGCGGCCGACCUUCCACCUAAUGUCGGUCAACCAACGAUCCAGUCCGGCUUCAACUACACCGACCUUCCGGAUGGUCAGAAUCCCUUCUACCAAAGCUUCCUGAAUCACGGUUUCGAACAUCCGUCGACGUCGCAGACGGAUCCGCCCAACAAUGAAGAGUUCUUCGAGGCAAAGCCUCAACUUCAACAAGAUCUACUCUACGGUCCGAUCAGUGCAGCGCUAGCAUCGUCAUCAUCAGUGACCGAGAUUGGCUACAACUAUGCGCCUCCUCAGAUGAUACCGCCGUACUAUUUGGACCAGAACGGGGUACUACCUGGGAAUCAAGUGGAUCUGUAUCAGCCAUUUCCGUACGCAUCGUGGCAACCUUCAGAUGUCACUUCUCCGUUCGCUCAGUUCGCGGCCCAAACCAUGUUCAAUAGUAAUCGUGCUGCUGCAGCUGCCGCCGCCUUCUUCCCAGCAUCAGGUUGGCUGUGUGUAUUGAUGUUGUCUUAGUAUGUGUUAUCAUUCGUUUUGGCCAACUGUUUAUUUAAAAACUUUUAUUUUGAUAUAUCAUUCUAGAUACCAGGUACCCAAGUGUAGGACAUCAGCCCUUCCCCAAUCAUUUGAGCAAUCCAACAUCGUCGUAUGACCUCUACCCUAGUAACAGUCAUACCUCUACCGUGCCCAGAAUAAAGUUUCUGGAGAAGACUGAGGCUCUGACACAAGAAAGGAUGACAGAAUACCUACAAGAUCCCUUCAAAUACGACUGUGUCAUCCAGAUCUACCAUGCGAAAGUGGCUCAGAAGUCAUACGGUAACGAGAAACGGUCAGUUUUGAAGUUUUUGAGGUAUUAAUGUUGUAGUGAAUGAAAAUAAUAGAUUACUAUACUAUAAUAUUUCAAGUUACUGUACUAUAAAAUAAAUAGCGAAAACAUUUUGAAUUUUUCGAAAUUUAAAAAAAACUUGAAUGUUUCAACUAUUUUCAACUCCUGACCCAAAACUUUCGAGCCGAUUACGCAACUAGGCUUAAGCAGUCCAUUAGGAACUUCAGAAUUUGCAUUUGUUUCUUAAGCAGCUGCUCAGAGAUGUUCUCGCGUUUCGAGGACAGUUUUCGACAAAUAUGGGUUAUGUAAAGUGGACUAAGUGUUCGGUUGAGGAUAAUCUGACAUGUUCGGGUUACAUUCGGUCGUAUGUUUGGAAACCUGCUCGCGAUUACGGUAGUUUACCGCAUUAAUAAUAUCUUUUGGCAUGGGAAAACCCAAAAAAACUUAAUUACAGGUUACGGUAACGUGCUAUUUAGACGGUAAAUAAUUAGUAUAGUUGUAAUUGUUUUGGUAAUAUAAAACAGUACAACUGAGAGGAAAGGUCUGGACUAAACGUAUUUUAUAAGUUGGCACAGUGAAAACAGAGGUAUAUUAACAUAAACAUUAAAUCACAGCCAAAUUAAUGUUGAUAUCAUAGUAAAAGAAAUUUUUGGUCGAAAAGUCUGUAGAAAACCUGCAGAAAUUAACGAAAGAGCUUUCUUUAAUAAAUUAAUACCUAAAAUAAUAUAAAACUGGACCUACUUCAGAUUCUUCUGUCCUCCACCGUGUGUGUAUCUGAUUGGCGACGGAUGGAAGUUGAAGAAGUCGAGAUUAGAAGAUGCCUACAAGAAAUUCAAAGAAAAGGUGAAGAACGAAGAGGGCGUUAGAGAGAGAGACAAAUUCAUGGAAAGCCAAUGCUCCGAACUUCGGGCGCAGAUCGGGAUUCAAGGAUCCAUCGAACAAGAACCUCAACAUCUUGACUUCUCAAAUGGAAAGGUAAGCUUUGGAACUAUAUUUGGUUGAAAUAGAUUUUAAAAUGAAAAGCGAUCUGAAAUUAUAUAGAAAUUAGGUCAAAACUUUUUGAAAACAGUCAAGUUAAACAUAAAUAGGUAAAUCAGAUCAAAUUUUAGUGUUCAAAUAAUUAAAAUCAACUUUAUCUUUUGGUUUUUUUGUUGUUUACUCGAAACUUCAACUCUUUAGACACUUUGGCGAGGCCAUUACCUUUGAAAGGUCAUGAACAACAUGGUUUAUAUUGUUUGCUUUCAGGACUAUUGCGCGGCCAAGACUUUGUACAUAAGUGAUGCCGAGAAGAGGAAAUACUUUAAUUUGUGUGUCCAGUUGAGUUACCUGAGUGGACUUGACAUCGGUAUCUUCUCCUCCGACAAUAUCAAGGUGAUCUCGAAGCCAUCGAAGAAGAAGCAGUCCAUGAAGAGCACCGACUGUCAGUAUCUUUGCAUCAGAUCUGGCACUAGGAUAGCACUGUUUAAUCGACUGAGGAGUCAGACGGUAUCGACAAGGUACCUCCAUGUGGAGAACAACAACUUCCAUGCCAGUUCCACCAAGUGGGGAGCUUUCUACAUCUACUUGAGUAAGUGAGAUUGAUAGUUAGAGUAAGGUGAUGUUAAUUUAGAUUAAAUAUGUCGAAAUUAUGCGGUAAAUCUAUUUGAAUGUUUUAUAAAAUAUGCUUUGGAGUUGUUUUACCGUGCCAAUAAUUACAGUAAAUAUAGAAAGAAACCCGGGUGACGUGGUCGAGUUUCAACCCAAAGAUGGCUUCAUUUACUAUGGUGCCGUAGUAAAACUGGUCGACAGUGCUACUGGGAUGGCUUUGCCUUGGCUGGUAUGUUACUCAUAAUCAAUAAAUUUGGCUUUUUUAAAAUUUCUUUGAAAAUAGCUUCUUGUCAGUAAGAUUAGUGCAUCUUGCAAGUGACAUUUUAUACGAUCAAAUAUUAUUUUAAAUAGUGUCUAAAAUUGAGAUUAUGUUGGUUUAUUACGUUAUUUUAGAGGAUACGGAAGGUGGACAAGCAAAAUGUCAUUUUGGACCCAUCUAGUUGUGAAGAACCUGUCAGUCAGCUACAUAAAUGUGCCUUCCAACUUCUUGACAAUGAGUUAUUGUACCUCUGUUUAUCACAUGACAAGAUACUGCAACAUCAGGUAAUACAUACAAAGUGUCUUGUUUUUAUGACAUUGGUAUCACCUUAUUUUAGGUUAUAACCUAUUGUAAACAAACUCAAUAUAUUUGUCUAACUUAGCUUAAUAUUGAGAUUAACUUUUUACUGUUUACAUUACUAUAACGUAAUAUGCGACCUUUAUCAUUAUAGGCUGUGUACAUUGAUGCUUCGAGACAUCAGAUAAGUGAUGGAGCAGCGUGGACUAUAAUAUCGACUGAUAAAGUGGAGUACCGGUUUUACGAAGCGAUGGGACCAGUCAGUUCUCCCGUCUCUCCGGUACCAGUUGUCUCUUCUAUGACAUUCGACCAGAACCAAAAGUUGAAUGCUAUGAAUACGGAGACUACAGUAUACUUGAGGGGACAGUGGUUUACUCAGUAUCUUACCGUAUGGCUGGGGGCUAUUCCUUGUGAGACCAAGUUUAAGUGAGUGUUUCUUAAUUUAUUUUGGACUGCAAUUGAUAUAGGUUUAGAGCUAUGUUAAUAUAGUACAAAUCUUUGUUGUUAAAGCUAAUAGUCACAAAGAUAUAACUCACUUUAUCUUUUUUAGAAACAUUGAGUAUCUGGAGUGUAAGAUUCCCAAACUGACCGACUUCCAAACUCAAUGGCCCUUUUUGACUGGAGGGCGACUAGAAGUACCACUGAAUCUAGUACGAAACGACGGUGUUAUCUACAGUACGCGACAAACUUUUACUUAUGCUAGUAUCCUUGACUUGGAGAAUCAGUCUAGACUGAUGGGUACCGAUGGUGGACUAGCUAUGGUACCACCAAAUGGAGCCAAACCUUCAAGUCGGUUUCAUCCUUACAGUAAUGUUCGAUGA
Molecule: messenger RNA, 3805 nt
Organism: Bursaphelenchus okinawaensis
Lineage: Eukaryota; Metazoa; Nematoda; Chromadorea; Rhabditida; Aphelenchoididae
Source: the annotation of a GenBank genome assembly